CCACUCAUAUAUAUAUGGGUACAACCCCAACUCCACCUCCUCCCUCCAACCUUCUCCUUCUUUGUUUGAUACUUCCAGUCCUUCAACUCUUCAGCCUCCUUUUUUUUUUUCUUUCAUAACUCAUAUCCUAUAGACGCAGCAGCCAUGGCGGACGCCGUCCCGGUGGCGUACCAAGGCAACACGUCGGCCGCCAUCGCCGACUGGCUCAACAAGGGCGACAACGCAUGGCAGCUGAUCUGCGCCACCCUCGUCGGCAUCCAAAGCAUCCCGGGCCUCGUAAUUCUCUACGGAAGCAUCGUCAAGAAGAAGUGGGCGGUGAAUUCCGCCUUCAUGGCUCUCUACGCCUUCGCCGCCGUCUGGAUUUGCUGGGUCACCUGGGCUUACAACAUGUCCUUCGGCGACAAGCUCCUCCCCUUCUGGGGGAAGGCCAAGCCCGCCCUCGGCCAGAAGUUCCUCAUCAAGCGGGCGGUCCUCCCGGAGACCGGCCACUACUACAACAACGGCACCAUCGAGACCGCCAUGGCCGAGCCCUUCUACCCCAUGGCCUCCAUCGUCUACUUCCACUGCGUCUUCGCCGCCAUCUCCGUCAUCCUCCUCGGCGGCUCCCUCCUCGCCCGCAUGAACAUCUUGGCUUGGAUGGCCUUCGUUCCCUUGUGGCUCACCUUCAGCUACACCGUCGGCGCCUUCUCCCUCUGGGGUGGCGGCUUCCUCUUCCAGUGGGGUGUCAUGGACUACGCCGGCGGCUAUGUCAUUCACGUCUCCGCCGGCUUUGCUGGUCUCACCGCCGCCUACUGGGUCGGGCCGAGAUCGGUGAAGGACAGGGAGAGGUUUCCGCCGAACAAUGUGCUCCUGACGCUCACCGGAGCGGGGCUGCUGUGGAUGGGGUGGACGGGGUUCAACGGCGGCGACCCCUACUCGGCCAACGUCGUCGCGUCGAUGGCGGUGCUCAACACCCACAUCUGCACUGCCAUGAGCAUCCUUGUGUGGACGUGCCUCGACGUGAUAUUCUUCGGGAAGCCGUCGGUGAUCGGAGCGGUGCAAGGCAUGAUCACUGGUCUCGUAUGCAUUACCCCUGCUGCAGGGCUGGUCCAAGGCUGGGCAGCCAUAGCAAUGGGAGUCCUGGCGGGAAGCAUCCCCUGGUUCACCAUGAUGAUCGUCCACAAGCGCUCAAAGCUCCUCCAGAACAUCGACGACACCCUCGGCGUCUUCCACACCCACGCGGUCGCCGGAUUCGUCGGUGGCCUCUCGACCGGCCUCUUCGCCGAGCCGACCCUCUGCUCCCUCUUCCUCCCCGUCACCAACUCCCGCGGCGGCUUCUACGGCAACCCCGGCGGCGUCCAGUUCCUUAAACAGAUCGUCGGCGCUCUAUUCAUCGCCGGGUGGAACGUCCUCGUCACCACCAUCAUCUGCCUUUCGAUCAAGGUUGUGAUCCCGCUCCGCAUGCCCGAGGAGCAACUCAUCAUCGGCGACGACGCCGUGCAUGGCGAGGAGGCCUACGCUCUCUGGGGUGAUGGGGAGAAGUAUGACUCUUCUAAGCAUGGUGGCUGGUACUCUGAUGACACGCAGCACCGCCAAGCUUCAAGUGGAGUCACACUAAAUGUUUAGGAGGAACAAGGCCUUAAUUUGAAUGCAAAUUGAUGGAGUCCUGAUACAUUGGCACGGGCACGUUUUGAGAAAGCGGGUACCACAUUUCGGUUGAUGCUUCCUUUAGCGUUACAGCUAGCUCUGUAUUUCUCUGUUUAUUUGAUUCGCUUCUCUUGAUAGAUUUGGUUGUGUUAAUAUGGUCGGAAGGAGAAAGAAGAAGAGGAAGGACGGUAUGUUAAUCAACCUGUGAACGUAAUUCGUAUCCACUCUGGGGAUACACUUUGGGUGUACGAGAGGAAGCUGCCCGGUGCACCCUGAACCUGUUAUCUUUUGAGUUUUUUUUUUGUUGUAUUCGUACCUGUAAUGUAUGAUAUAUCUGUUUUAGCGCAGCAGCAGCAGCAGCAACAACAAUAGAAAAACAAAAAAAAGCCCCCAUAAUUCUUACUCC
Molecule: messenger RNA, 2032 nt
Organism: Phoenix dactylifera (date palm)
Lineage: Eukaryota; Viridiplantae; Streptophyta; Magnoliopsida; Arecales; Arecaceae
Product: ammonium transporter 3 member 2-like
Biological process (GO): ammonium transmembrane transport
Cellular component (GO): plasma membrane
Molecular function (GO): ammonium channel activity
Source: RefSeq, a predicted model, not a curated record